Lotus japonicus is the source of this 3306-nucleotide messenger RNA. Its product is annotated as protein MAIN-LIKE 1-like. The record is from RefSeq and is a predicted model, not a curated record. The transcript has 6 exons. Bases 1053 to 2408 code for a protein of 451 amino acids. NCBI's taxonomy places the organism in Eukaryota, Viridiplantae, Streptophyta, Magnoliopsida, Fabales, Fabaceae.
AUUUGGAUUUUAGAUCUGGAUCUAUGAAGCAAUACUUGCUGGUUUCUUAACUGUUUAAUAUGUGGAACAUGGUUUGCUAUCUCCUCCAAAAGCUUCAAACGAUCUUUUUCACUUUCUCUGUUAAUUUUUCUUUUUCAUGUUUUAUCAUCCUUAGCCUUUCUCCGAGAAUUUCAAUCUCAUUGUCAAUCUUUAACUUUUCAUUAUGAACUGCACAUGAAGAAUCACUUCCAGAAUCAGAAGGCAAAGUUUUGCAUAUUGAGUUAGAGAACAUAGAUAACUGACUAGCAAAUCAGCAAGUAUUGCAUUGCAGAUCUGGAAUGGCUUUGGUUUUUUAUACUACCAAAUAAGUUUUAUACUAGCUAAAAAGUCUUGUAAAACAUAGCCUUAGGAUUUGAACCGGUCGGUUGUGAAACUUAUCUUAAGCUUUAAUUAUGCUAUUUUAGGUAAGCUUUAUAUAUAGUUAGUUGUGUUUUUAUGUGAUUUUAAUGAUUACUUUUGUAUAAAUUAAAACACCUAUGUACUUGAACUAAUUUUUUCAUAAAUUUUUUAUUUUGCUGAUAUCAGAAUAUUGAUUUUAUAUAUAUUUAAGACUAUUUUGGCCCCUUCAAUAUUUUUGGUGAAGUUCCGCCACUGCUCACUACUAAGCCCCUCACCUCUUUCUCUCGCUAGGUCAAGCACGCACACACACGCACCAGCCACCAGUGCACCACCGGCCACCACCACACCGCUCAGCCAACAGUGCACCACCGACCACCACCACGGCACCACCAGUGGGUUACCAUUUGGACAUGAAGACUUUGCUGUCACUGCUCUCAUUGGUUUUGCACUGCUUUGGAAUGUGAUGAAUCCUGUUUGGGCACUAGCUGCGGAAAUUUUUCACACUGUCAUAUCUCAUUGCAGAAAGAUAGGCAGUGCAGCAGCUUAUUUGUAGGCAGACAUCUUCUCAGCUAGACGUUAUUUUGUUCUCUUGGCUUCUUCAGUUCUUGUUAUUACCUGGCUCAAUUUAAGGUUUGUUGUUUAUUGAGAGAGCUAAUAAACUGUGUGAAUGGUCUAUGCACGAGAAAGUGGCCAAAAAAAUUGAAAUGACCUGUUUUUCUCAGUUUCUUAAGGUUAAAGAGUGCUUUUCCAAAGGUAACUUUCAUUUACCAUUGGGUCCCCUAGAAGCCCUCUUGGAGGUUUAUGAUAAAGAAAAAUGUUGCUUUCGACUUGGAAAAGAGGUUAAGGAUUUUCUUUUAGAUAUGGGAUUAGAGGAUAUCUACUUCAUCACUGGACUUCCCAUAGAUGGGAUCCAGGUGUCUGGUUAUGUUACUUAUGAGGCUGUGGACUUAGUCAUGAAGCAUUUAAAUUUGAAGGAUUAUCAAGCAAGAGAUUUGCUCAUAAAAGGUUCAGGCAAUGGUGCAAUCAAUGUAAAUAAGUUGCCUUUAUACUUUAAGGAAUUGCCCAGUGCUGCUUCUGAUUCUGAUGUGGAGGCCCAUGCAAAAGCUUUCAUUAUGUACCUGUUAGGAACAACACUUCUUCCCAAUCGGAAAGGGACUAUUAUGCCAGACUUUUUGGAGCUCUUAGAUUUACAAAAAAUUAAUAAAUAUGUUUGGGGAGCAGCUGUUCUUGCACACAUAAAAAAUGUUUUGGGCAAUGGCAAAAAAAGUAUUUGUUGUUUCACAUGUGGCUUGAUAGUAUUUGCAUUAGAGCGGUUCCCCUUCAUAAAGAACGCAUUUGUUUUACCACCUAUACAACCCCUGUUUUUGACCUGGAUAGAUGUGGUGUACACAAACUUCAAAAACAAACACACAAAAACAAAAGUGGAAGAUUACAUUAAAUUGUUUUCCCGGAUGAAGGAGGAGGAUGUAACUUUCAUUUUAAUUUUUAUUAACCUUAUUAUCAUUAUCGGUUCCAUAUUAUCUAACAUAGUCAAUUUUUAUGUUUGCAAGGUUACUUGGAACCCAUAUGAGAGGCUGGCGCUCUCUCAGGAUGAUGUGAAUCAGUUGCGUGCGAAGUAUGCCAUGGUGCCUAUCAUUUGCUAUCAAACUGUUUGUUUGAAUCGUCCCGACAUAUGCUUUAAACAACUUGGUUUGGAGGUUGUCAAUGUUUUUGCUAUUCCAAAGAUGAAAGUUGUUCAGCCAAGCAAACACAAAGAUAUUGAUUGGCGUUUAUAUGAGGGUCAUGGGAAGACAUAUAAUUAUCCAGAGUUAAAUGGUAUGUGGACAAAUAGGUUUUCCUACCUUGUCACAAAUCUUCCCAAUGGGUCCUCUGAAAGCAGCAGCAGCAUUGAUGUUGAUACACCUCUUAUUAAAUAUAGGAAGACUGAUAUAAACAGGAAGAGGAAGAGACCUGAAUAUGAAUAUCAGGUUGUUCAAUGUGAGAUUUGUUUGCUUCAAGUUGUUCUCUCAUUUUUUUUUUUAUAUGUUUAACCACAAUUCUUGUAUGUGCAGUUGAAGAAGAAACUUCUUAUUCUUGAUAUAAAUGGGGUCCUUGCAGACGUAGUAUUUGACUAUGAAUCUAAUCCUAGAAGAUUUUGACCAGAAGAAACAUUCAUCAUUGUUUAGAUUCAUAGUCAAAACUAUGAUUGAAAUGUUUAAUUGAAAUGUUUAUCAUUUCAUUUAUUAUUUAAUUGAAAUGUUUCGUCUGGUCGAAAUCUUCUAUGAUUAGAUUCAUAGUCAAAUACUACGUCUGCAAGGACCUCAUUUAUAUCAAGAAUAAGAAGUUUCUUCUUCAACUGCACAUACAAGAAUUGUGGUUAAACAUAUAAAAUAAAAAAAUGAGAGAACAACUUGAAGCAAACAAAUCUCACAUUGAACAACCUGAUAUUCAUAUCCAGGUCUCUUCCUCUUCCUGUUUAUAUCAGUCUUCCUAUAUUUAAUAAGAGGUGUAUCAACAUCAAUGCUGCUGCUGCUUUCAAAGGACCCAUUGGGAAGAUUUGUGACAAGGUAAGAAAACCUAUUUUUCCACAUACCAUUUAACUCUGGAUAAUUAUAUGUCUUCCCUUGACCCUCAUAUAAACGCCAAUCAAUAUCUUUGUGUUUGCUAGGCUGAACAACUUUCAUAUUUGGAAUAGCAAAAACAUUGACAACCUCCAAACUGAGUUGUUUAAAGCAUAUGUCGGGACGAUUCAAACUAACAGUUUGGUAGCAAAUGAUAAGCACCAUGGCAUACUUCGCACGCAACUGAUUCACAUCAUCCUGAGAGAGCGCCAGCCUCUCAUAUGGGUUCCAAGUAACCUUGCAAACAUAAAAAUUGACUAUGUUAGAUAAUAUGGAACAGAUAAUGAUAAUAAGGUUAAUAAAAAUUAAAAUGAAAGUUACAUCCUCC